UGUGGUACCUGUGUUACUUGCAGCGCGUUUCUGUAUUUGGUUGUGUUGUGAGCUUUUGCAGCGCGUUUCUGUAUUUGGUUGUGUUGUGAGUAUUUGGAGCACACGUGUGUUGUAAAACUGAUGAAGAUGUUUUCUUAAUUUGCGGGCGUUUUUUUCUAUUUGCAUGCGUUUUUUCUAUUUGCAUGCGUUUUUUUCUAUUUGCAUUUCUAGUGGAUGUGGUACAAAUCUGAUAUUUGUACAGUAAGGUUUGAUUUAUAUUGUACGUAGUUGUUGUGAUUGAUCAAUAUUUAAUUAAUAAUUUAAAUUACUCUGUCCUAACAAUUAAGACAUGCCCAUUUACUACAAAGGCUAUUGUAAUAAUCUUUUGCUUUUUCCUGUUUUACAGCAUUAUUGCAACACUUUGACUCCACCAACACAAACACACACACACACAUACACACACAAAUCAAAACAAUGGCACUUUUAAGAGCCACUCUCUUUCUCACUUGUCUCUUUCGAUCACUCUGUUUCUCUCUCUCUCUCUCUCGUCUCUUUCGAUCACUCUCUUUCUCUCUUUCUUCAUUUUGUGUUGUUUUUAUAUUGUGUCUGUAUUGUUUGUAUUUGUACGUGAUGUCCCUCAAUUCUGACGUAAGGGUCUUUGAUGAUCCCAAUGAUGCCAGGAUGCACAUGGUAGCAUUAAUUAGUGAUGCUUUAGUCCAUGAAUCCAGAGCUCUCAUGGCCAUGGAAAACCCUGCCGUUCCUCAAAGAAAAACAAGGAAAAGCAGGAAGAGAUCCUUCACUAAUCCACUGGUCACAGGCAGGCGUGAGAAACGUCGGGAAACACACUGCCUUGGAUCAGUUGCUUCUCAAUCAAGAAGAAGGGAUCCUGUGCAUGAGGAAGGCCUUCAGAUAGAAGAUCAAGAGUUGGCAAGUCUUGAAACAAGGCUCCAAGAGUUAAGGGACACCAUAACUGCAGUGCAGGUUCCGGAGGGAACAGACAGACUGGUUUCUGCUUGGGAACAAAGGCAGCUUCUCACAGAUGUGAGAAUGAAAAGUGCUAGGCCUAUGCUUUUUGAUGCAAAGCUCUCAGCCCAGAGAGUUUUCAUCCAAAAUUGUCACAGAUGCUGUGUUGUAGAAGCUGUGAUUAGGUGCCUGGAAUGUGUACCACUGGACAUGGAGUUCCUCUGUGCUACCUGUGACAUGGAGGCCCACAAGAGAAAUGUCUUCCAUGACAGAGAGGCUGUGUUCCAUGGAUUUCUUGAGCCCAUUCCCCUACAACUGCUGUGCUGGUGAAUGAAAAUGGCCAGCCUCAGUUUUGUGAACAAAUAUGUCAUCUGCCUGUUCCUGCACCAAGGUCAAUUUGUGAAUGCACUCAUGACCUCACAACCACUCCAGGGAAGCAUAUUUCUGUGGUCACCAUCAAUGAAGGCUAUACAUAAAGCUAGCACCAGCUGCCAGACCCUAUACAAGUUUGAUGUCUUCACCUCGUUUGACCAUAUGAAGGUAACGGCACCAGCCAUGUCCAGGCAGGCCUUCCUGAAAAUGUUGGAGCACAGAUCUGUUCAAGCUGGAAGGACAUGUUGGCUGUCACAUGUUGGCUGUCUGCUCUGAUGGAAACCGAAAACAUUACCGCUUCAGCAAGUCAAAAGGGACUGAGGAGCCACCAAUAUAUGAGGGCUUGUUCCUGGCCAAGGACGUGGAAGUUGCUACCUUUGUUGACCUUAUCAGAGGCAACAUGAGAAGUGCAAAUGACAGUGCUGUUUGCGGUACUGCGAAGUUCACUGCUGGCAGAGAGAUGUCCAAAAAGUCUGGUGCUCAGAUAGAUGAGGAGGGCAUUCAAGUUGCAGUUUGCAGACAUGGGUUUCUCUUACGAGGACUGAACCAUUACCGUGGAGAAAUAUUUGCUUACCCAAUGUUUCUUCAAAGAGAGAUGUCAAAGAAGGCAAAUGUUACAUUCUUCUGUAUGGAUGUUACAUGCAGGUACUGGCCCUACCUUAACAAAGUAGCAGAGGGUUUACCUGAACUUCUGCCAUUGACAGAAAUGAGGCCAUUCCUGAGCGUCAUGCAUGCCAAAGCCCAUACAGCAAAAUGCGAGGUGAGAUGGGGUGGCAGAAGCCUGGAUGGAGCAGGAAACACAGUGGGAGAAGAAGUGGAGCAGGUGAACAGCUUUCUCUCGAGGGCAGCACUUGUCACAAAAUACAUGACAAAGGCUGGAAGAGUGAACAUGCUAACGCGACAGGCCAUGGGUUGGAACAGAAGAAAGAGGGACAACCUUCAUCAAGUGUUAGCCCACAGAUAUGUCAAAAUCACAGAGAGGGCAAAGGUGGAAGCUGCCAGCCUUAGCAACAUCAAGGAGGAGCACAACCUUGAUCAGGAGACAAUACAGCAGUGGGUAUGGGAUGUCAGACAAUGGGCUGUCACAGAGAGAGUCUACACUCCAGGUUGUAUUGAAGAGCUAAGGGCUGACAUUGAGAACAUCACUGUAACCCUUUUGCGCAAGAAGCAAGAUCUGUAUCGUCAGCAUGAUAGCAACCAGGCAAGACAAAAAAAGAGAAAGAAAAUGACUGAGUUGAAGAAGAAGCUUCGUGAAAAGGUCUUGCAAUACAACACAGUAGUGGAAGGAGAUCUGAUUGACGAGGAGUUGGCUUGCAGUCUGACAGAGGGAUACAUCCUACCAUGGGAGAGACAUGAAGAUGGCAGCACUUUUAGGUUGAAGAGAUCUAUCUUCGACCAGGUAAUGCUGCUAAAACGCUUGGAGGAGGAGCAGAGCAUCCUGGUAAAGGAGAUGUCUCAGCACAUCAAGUACCUUCUGAAGCAAGUGCAAGAAGUGGAGUCACUCAGAGGACAGACUUUGGAGUGCAUCAAAACCAGCAGUUUCGGUGACCUAACAGAAGAUGCAACACAUGGGCUCAACAGUGUCCUCAAUCAGAGGGGUCACUCACUUAGAAGUCAACACAAACAGGCUGUUAAUGCAUACAGCAAUAUAGCCACUAUGGAAUGUGAUUUUCUUUCCAUACAGGAGGACAUUGAGGAGUGGGAUGACAAUGGCUUCACCAGCCCCGAGUCUGAGGAAGAAGACACCUAAAGUACACUGCCAAACAACACAGACGAACUUCAGAUUUGUACAGAAAAAUGUUUUAAAUAGCUGUAAAAAAUAUAUGUUUUAAAUAGUUGGUGUUUUUGUAGAUUCUGUAUGUAUUUUAAAUUUAAAAACAAAAUUGAAAAUAUUGAUUUAUUUAUCUCUUCUAACAUUUGAGCUUACUGGUUUCAGACUAAAUCUGCUCAUUGCUGCUUUAAAUAAACAAUUGUCAUCAUCUUUGCAUGGAAAAAUCAAAUGAAGAUUCAAUGACAGUCUGCGUAAUUUUAACAAGUAUAAUUCUAAUGUACUAGGGUAUUUCCAUGAUAUAUGUGGAUUUAUAUUUGUAUGCAAUAUGCAUAUACUGUAUAUUUUAUAGUUAUAGUUAUAGCAUUGAAACCAUAAAUGUUUUUCUUUUUUGUUUUCUAUAUGACAUCCUCUAAAUGUACAUACAGAAAUCCAAAUCCAAACAUCUUUAACUUACAUCCUGUAAAACUGUAUAAGAAAUGUAUUUGUUGUGAUGCAUACAAAUGCACCACUGUAAUAAACCCAUU
Molecule: messenger RNA, 3609 nt
Organism: Xyrauchen texanus (razorback sucker)
Lineage: Eukaryota; Metazoa; Chordata; Actinopteri; Cypriniformes; Catostomidae
Exons: 19
Coding region: 1571-3064 (497 amino acids)
Source: RefSeq, a predicted model, not a curated record